Ostrinia nubilalis (European corn borer) is the source of this 1951-nucleotide messenger RNA. Its product is annotated as dihydrolipoyllysine-residue succinyltransferase component of 2-oxoglutarate dehydrogenase complex, mitochondrial-like. Gene Ontology annotation, molecular function: dihydrolipoyllysine-residue succinyltransferase activity. Bases 290 to 1696 code for a protein of 468 amino acids. Lineage: Eukaryota; Metazoa; Arthropoda; Insecta; Lepidoptera; Crambidae. Gene Ontology annotation, cellular component: oxoglutarate dehydrogenase complex; mitochondrion. The transcript has 2 exons. The record is from RefSeq and is a predicted model, not a curated record. Gene Ontology annotation, biological process: tricarboxylic acid cycle.
GGGCGAAUCGAAAUAAAUGUAGGUCUUUGGGCCACACCACCUGUAAUUAGAGAAAAGCAGCGUCAAAAACAAAGUGAAGUAUUAGCCCUUUAAUUUACGGCACUGUGUAAUACAGCUAUGCAUUCGUAACGCUUUGAAACGAGAUCAAAUUAACAUUCGUGGUUAAAAGCUGUCAUGAGACCCAGACUUAUGUAACCUUUUUGUCCGUGAAAAUAUCUGUUUUGUUCACUGAUAGCGGUUGUUUACCUACUCCAGGAGGGUAACCCGAAAUUUCCACUAAAUACUCAAGAUGCUUCGGCGCUGCUCAAAGCACCUCCAGGCCCUGUACCGGCGGCAGGGGCAAAGCCUCCGGCUGGGGUCCACGCAGGCGCCCAAAGUCCUGCUUCCCCAGGCCAAGAUCACCAGCAAAACGGCCAGGGUCCUCGUAUCCCACAACCAGAUCGCCUCAAUCCACUUCACCAGCCCAGUCUUCGCGGAACAGGAUGUAAUGACCCCGAGUUUCCCUGACUCCGUCUCGGAAGGAGACGUGAAGUUGGACAAGAAGGUCGGAGACAGCGUAGCGGCUGAUGAGGUAGUCCUAGAAAUCGAAACUGACAAGACUGCCAUACCAGUAAUGGCUCCCGGACACGGUGUGAUCAAGGAGUUGUAUGUAAAAGACGGGGACACAGUUAAAGCUGGGCAGAAGCUGUUCAGGAUGGAUAUAACUGGGGAAGCGCCGGCGAAAGCAGCAGCAGCGCCCGCUCCUGAAGCCCCUAAGGCCGCUCCACCGCCGCCCCCGCCUGCAGCGGCUGCCCCUCCUCCGCCCCAAGCCGCUGCCCCUCCCCCACCCCCUCAAGCCGCGGCUCCACCCCCUCCCCCGCCCCCCAGAGCCGCCACACCCCCUGCCGCGGCUCCCAUCUCCUCAAUCCCCGUCGCAGCCAUCCGCCACGCUCAGGCCAUCGAAACUGCCACUGUCAAAGUCCCCCCAACGGAUUACAGCAAAGAAAUCGCCGGCACAAGAACCGAGCAGCGCGUGAAAAUGAACCGCAUGCGGCAACGCAUCGCUCAACGUCUCAAAGACGCGCAAAACACCAACGCCAUGCUGACGACGUUCAACGAAAUCGACAUGUCGCAUAUCAUGGCCUUCCGUAAGAAGAACUUGGAUGCUUUCACCAAGAAGCAUGGUAUCAAACUAGGGCUUAUGUCGCCGUUUGUGAAGGCAGCAGCCUCCGCCUUGAUGGACCAGCCUGUAGUGAACGCUGUGAUUGAAGAAAACGAGAUCAUUUACAGAGAUUACGUCGACAUUUCGGUCGCUGUGGCAACGCCUAAGGGCUUAGUUGUGCCAGUCAUCAGGAAUGUGCAGAAUAUGUCGUAUGCUGAUAUUGAGCUGACCAUUGCUGGUUUAGCAGAGAAGGCUAGAACGGGGAAACUGACUAUUGAAGAGAUGGACGGGGGUACAUUCACGAUCAGCAACGGUGGUGUUUUCGGAUCGCUGAUGGGCACGCCUAUCAUCAACCCGCCCCAAUCUGCUAUCUUGGGCAUGCACGGAAUCUUCGAGCGUCCUAUCGCUUUGAACGGACAAGUGGUCAUUCGGCCAAUGAUGUACAUCGCUCUCACGUACGACCACAGGUUAAUCGACGGGCGUGAAGCUGUCAUGUUCCUUAGGAAAAUCAAGCAAGGAGUCGAGGAACCGGCAUCCAUCGUCGCCGGCUUGUAGAUUAGUGAUGACGACCCUUCCGGCUAGUUACCAGUACGAGAGAUUCGAAUUCCGAGGCCGGAAGUGUUCCAUUUAUGAAAAUAAUCAUGUAAAUUUAAACUACCCACGAUUUUCGUUCAGUAGCAAGUUAGAUGCUGCGAGAGAUGCACGACUCGAUUGUAUUUAUUGACCGCUGUGCGUGUGUAUUGUAUUAUUUUUAUCGUGUUAAGUAAUAAUAAUAGAAGCAAGUACACUCCCUUAAUGUGACUACCUGAA